Glycine soja is the source of this 1766-nucleotide messenger RNA. Its product is annotated as berberine bridge enzyme-like 17. The transcript has a single exon. The record is from RefSeq and is a predicted model, not a curated record. Bases 39 to 1631 code for a protein of 530 amino acids. Gene Ontology annotation, molecular function: FAD binding; oxidoreductase activity. Lineage: Eukaryota; Viridiplantae; Streptophyta; Magnoliopsida; Fabales; Fabaceae.
UAUAUUGCAACGCACAAACACUGAACCGAUCCACAAAGAUGAGCACUAUCAAACCAUUAUGGUUUGUCCUCUCAACACUAAUCUUUCUACUUUCUGCAACUUCGGAUUCAUCACCCCUUGAAAACUUUCUCCAUUGUCUUUCAAAGCACUCAAGCCCUUCAAUAACAAAAGCCAUUUACACCCCACAAAAUCCUUCAUUUUUAUCUAUCUUGCACAUGCACACAUACAACCACAGAUUUUCUGCACCAACAGCACCGAAACCUUUGGCUAUUGUGACUGCUCUUGAUGAGUCACAUGUGCAAGGCACUGUUGUGUGUGCCAAGAGCAAUGGAAUUCAGAUUAGGAUCCGAAGUGGUGGCCAUGACUGUGAAGGCCUUUCGUAUGUUUCGGACGUGCCUUUUGUUGUUCUUGACAUGUUUCAUUUUGGAUCAGUUGAUGUAGACAUUGAAAGUGGAACAGCAUGGGCUGAAUCUGGUGCAACACUUGGUGAUGUUUACUAUCACAUUUCAGAGAAAAGUGGUGUUCAUGGUUUCCCUGCUGGGGUUUGCCCCACUGUGGGUGCUGGUGGCCACUUCUCUGGUGGUGGCUAUGGAAAUCUCAUGAGAAAAUAUGGUCUUUCUGUUGAUAAUAUCAUUGAUGCAAAAUUGGUUGAUGUCAAUGGUAACAUUCUUGACAGAAAGUCAAUGGGGGAAGAUCUGUUUUGGGCUAUAAGAGGAGGAGGUGGUGGUAGUUUUGGUGUCAUUCUUUCAUGGAAGAUCAAGUUGGUUUAUGUGACUCCAAAAGUGACUGUUUUCAAAGUGAUGAGAAACUUGGAAGAUGGUGCAAAGGGUCUUGUUUACAAGUGGCAAUUGAUUGCAACAAAAUUGCAUGACGAUCUUUUCAUAAGAGUGAUGCAUGAUGUUGUUGAUGGUACUCAAAAGGCCAAGAACAAGACCAUAAAGGUUACUUUUAUUGGUUUGUUCUUGGGAAAAAGUGAUCAAAUGUUGAGUUUGGUAAAUGAGAGUUUUCCUGAAUUGGGUUUGAAGCAAAGUGACUGCAUUGAAAUGCCAUGGAUCAAUUCCACCCUUUAUUGGUUCAAUUACCCUAUUGGGACCCCUAUUAAGGCUUUGCUUGAUGUGCCCAAAGAGCCCCUUUCAUAUAGCUUCAAAACCAUGUCAGAUUAUGUGAAGAGGCCCAUUAGAAAAAGUGCUCUUAAAUCCAUGUGGAAGCUUAUGAUUAAAAGUGAGAGUGUGAGGAUGGAAUGGAAUCCUUAUGGUGGGAAGAUGCAUGAGAUUUCACCAUCAGAAACUCCAUUUCCUCAUAGAGCAGGGAACUUGUUCUUGAUUGAAUACUUAACCACUUGGGGACAAGAUGGGGUUGAUGCUGCUAAUCGUUACCUGAACAUUUCAAGGUCAUUCUAUGAAUUUAUGACCCCAUAUGUUUCACACUCGCCAAGGGAGGCAUUUCUCAACUAUAGGGACCUUGAUAUAGGUUCCAAUUUUCCAAGUAAUGCAACAAACAUGAACAUUGCUCAAAGUUAUGGGAGCAAGUAUUUCAAAGGUAACUUUAAAAGAUUGGUGAGAGUGAAAUCUAAGGUUGAUCCCGAGAACUUCUUCAGACAUGAGCAGAGUAUACCACCUCUUUCCCAUUAGUUGGAAAAUCAAUUUUCCGUAAUUUAUUUUUGUAGUUGUUGAUUAUGUGUAAGAUCUAUUCGAUUAUUUUAAUCACUGGAGUGACUCAUGUAAUCUAUAUAAUGGCUUAUGGCUUUAAAUGAAAGUGUUAUAGAU